Molecule: messenger RNA, 771 nt
Organism: Triticum dicoccoides
Lineage: Eukaryota; Viridiplantae; Streptophyta; Magnoliopsida; Poales; Poaceae
Product: bax inhibitor 1-like
Exons: 6
Coding region: 1-771 (256 amino acids)
Cellular component (GO): membrane
Source: RefSeq, a predicted model, not a curated record
AUGGACGCCUUCUACUCGACCUCGUCGGCAGCGGCGGCGGCCGAUUGGUGUUACGCCUCACUCAACAAGUUCCGCGAGAUCUCCCCCGCCGUGCGGUCGCACCUCAAGCUCGUUUACCGGACCGUAUGUUUUGCCCUGGUCUCGUCCGCUGUGGGUGCUUACGUGCACGUUGCCCUCAACAUCGGCGGGACGCUGACAAUGCUCGCGUGCAUGGGAAACAUUGUCUUGUUUUCAUUGACGCCAGUCUAUGAGGAGGUUUCAUUUCUCCGGUUUGGGUUGCUGAUGGCUGCUGCCCUCCUGCAAGGGGCAACGGUUUGCCCUCUGAUUCACCCUCCCAUGGACUUUGACCCAAGCGUCCUUGCGACAGGGUUUGUUGGAAUUGCCAUCGCAUUAGGCUGCUUCUCUUGCAUCACCCUCAUCGCCAAGCGCAGUGUCACCAGCAUUGCCAAGCGCAGUGAGUACAUGUACCUCCGUGCUCUGCUCUCCUCUGACCUGUCGAUCCUGCUCUGGCUGCAGUUGGCCACAUCCAUCUUUGUCCUCUUGUCUGGCAGCUUGAUGGUUGAGGUCUACUCCGGCAUCUUGAUCUUCGUGGGAUACAUGGUCUACGACAUGCAGCAGAUCAUCAAGAGGGCGCACCGCGGCGACAUGGACUACAUUGGACACGCGCUCACCCUCUUCACCGACAUCACCGCCAUCCUUGACCGGAUCUUUAUCAUCAUGAACGCAUGCGACAAGUCCAAGGACAAGAAGAGGAAGAUGAGCACGUUGUAG